AUGUCAAUUCAGAUGACGACUGUAGGAAACGGCAAUAAUAGCAUGACACCUGUAGUCGUUAAUUCACGCCCCGACGAUAUUCGGAAGCGCGUGAUAGGGGCGGACACUCAGACCGCAGAUUUAACAAGAUGUGGAAAUAUUUUAAUAGGACUAUCAUGGGUGCUGGUUAUUCUCACCAUGCCAUUCUCACUUUUUAUAUGUUUCAAGGUGGUGCAAGAAUAUGAAAGAGCUGUAAUAUUCAGACUUGGAAGAUUAUUAUCCGGUGGCGCCAAAGGACCUGGUAUAUUUUUUAUACUGCCUUGCAUCGAUGCUUAUGCCCGAGUGGACUUACGUACCCGGACAUACGACAUUCCUCCCCAAGAAGUGCUAACAAAGGACAGCGUGACUGUUUCGGUCGACGCAGUAGUUUAUUACCGAGUUAAUAAUGCAACUAUAUCGAUCGCUAAUGUGGAAAAUGCUCAUCACAGUACACGUUUACUUGCACAAACGACAUUGCGUAAUACUAUGGGUACGAGGCCGCUUCACGAAAUAUUGAGUGAGCGCGAAACAAUUUCCGGUAACAUGCAGGCUUCGCUGGAUGAAGCGACAGACACCUGGGGAAUUAAAGUUGAGCGAGUGGAAAUCAAAGACGUCCGUCUCCCGGUACAAUUACAACGUGCGAUGGCUGCAGAAGCUGAAGCUGCUCGUGAAGCACGUGCAAAGGUAAUUGCCGCUGAAGGUGAACAAAAGGCUAGCCGAGCGUUGAGAGAGGCAUCAGAAGUUAUCGGGGAUUCUCCCGCUGCUCUGCAGCUUCGGUACCUCCAGACUCUGAACACAAUAUCCGCGGAGAAAAACUCGACCAUAGUUUUCCCACUUCCGAUCGACAUGCUGACAUAUUUCAUGCGCGCAUCAGAAGCCGCUCCUAAAUAA
This is a messenger RNA of Cotesia congregata, 909 nucleotides long. Lineage: Eukaryota; Metazoa; Arthropoda; Insecta; Hymenoptera; Braconidae. The record is from the annotation of a GenBank genome assembly.